This is a messenger RNA of Parnassius mnemosyne (clouded apollo), 681 nucleotides long. Lineage: Eukaryota; Metazoa; Arthropoda; Insecta; Lepidoptera; Papilionidae. The record is from the annotation of a GenBank genome assembly.
AUGGCUGAUGCAAUAGCAGCACGUCGAGAAGCUCGAAGAAGAAGAAUCUUAGAAAAUUCCCACAACAGACUGCAACUCAUAUCGGGCAAAACCGAUGAUGACAUUAACAAAGAUUCUCCGCGUAGAACUCCUAUUCCAGACCAAAACGUUGACAUACCCUUUUUAACAGAAGUUGAUACCAUAAACACACGUUUUCUUGAUAAUGGUAUAAUCAAUAGUGAAUUUGAAACAACAGGAUUCACAGAAAAUGACAACCUGUCUGACAAUAGAGAGGUAACCAAUGACUUGGCAGCUUUUACAUUAUUAUCACCCGAGCCAUGUCCAACACUGAACCCCUCUUUAGUUGAUAAAGUUGUCACUAGCAAAUAUGACAUAGUUUUAUUAUCAUUAUUAAUUCAAAUACUGUAUGAAUUAUCAGUUUUUACAUUUGACCAGGCAUUCUUUUUUCUUCCACUGAUUUUAUACAUUGUGACAAAAUUAAUAUUUUUUCCAAGACAAAGUAAUUCCAGCAUUGCUAAUGCCCUUUUACUUUUAAAUGGUAUUUCUGCAGAGAAGGUGAAGAUCAUUGUAUAUGUUAUGCAGUUGUUAAUGCUCAUUUCUGGAGAUGUAUGUUUGUAUUUAUUUACAAUAAUUUGUAUACAAUCUUUGUCUAUAACAUUAAAAGAUAAUUUCAUCACAUAG